Messenger RNA from Daldinia childiae, 1455 nucleotides. RefSeq names its product Ammonium transporter 1. Gene Ontology annotation, cellular component: plasma membrane. The record is from RefSeq and is a predicted model, not a curated record. Gene Ontology annotation, molecular function: ammonium channel activity. NCBI's taxonomy places the organism in Eukaryota, Fungi, Ascomycota, Sordariomycetes, Xylariales, Hypoxylaceae. Gene Ontology annotation, biological process: ammonium transmembrane transport. The transcript has 4 exons. Bases 1 to 1455 code for a protein of 484 amino acids.
AUGUCUGCCAGUUUGUACGUUACGCCGUACAAUGGCACCGUCGGAGAUGCUGACGCCGGAUAUACUACCGGCGUCACAGAUCUCAAUCAAUUUUACGAGAGCGGCGACUUUGCCUGGAUUAUGACCUGCGCUGCCCUCGUCCUUCUUAUGGUUCCCGGUGUCGGCUUCUUUUAUUCAGGCCUUGCGCGACGCAAAUCCGCGCUCUCGUUAAUUAUGUUGGCCAUGUUGUCCAUCGCCGUCGUCGACUUCCAGUGGUUCUUUUGGGGAUAUAGCUUGGCCUUUUCCCAUACCGGCAGCAGCUUCAUUGGUGAUCUCUCCAACUUUGGCCUUAUGAAGACUCUCGCGCAACCUUCCGUCGGCAGCACCAAGGUUCCCGAUCUCUUAUUCUGUCUGUACCAGGGCAUGUUCGCCGCUAUUACACCAGCCCUUGCGAUCGGUGCCGCAGUCGAUCGCGCACGUGUACUCCCAUGUAUUGUCUUCAUGUUCGUAUGGGCAACCAUCGUGUAUGAUCCUAUCGCAUACUGGACGUGGAACGCCAACGGUUGGUCCUUCAAGAUGGGUGGUCUGGACUUUGCCGGUGGUACUCCGGUCCACAUCUCGUCCGGCGCAGCCGCCCUUGCGUUUUCCGUCAUGAUCGGCAAGCGGACUGGAUACGCAAAAUCCGCUGGUCUACCCUAUCGUCCGCAUAACGUCACUCAUAUCGUUCUCGGUACCGUCUUCCUCUGGGUCGGUUGGUUCGGCUUCAACGGCGGCUCUGCUCUCGCUGCUAAUAUGCGCGCCGUCAUGGCCUGCAUCGUCACCCACCUGGCCGCGUCCGUUGGUGGUAUCACGUGGACCCUCCUUGACUAUCGCCUUGAGAAGAAGUGGUCGGUCGUGGGAUUCUGCUCUGGAGCAAUCGCAGGUCUCGUAGCCAUCACGCCCGCUGCCGGAUUCGUUACCCCUUGGGCUGCCGUCAUCUUCGGCAUUGUAGGAGGCAUAGGCUGCAAUUUUGCCACUAAGCUGAAGUUUGUCAUGGGUGUAGAUGAGGCACUUGAUAUUUUUGCUGUCCACGGAAUUGGGGGUAUUAUCGGAAACCUUCUAACUGGCCUUUUUGCAGCCGACUAUAUCGCAGCCCUUGACGGUUUCACGGCGAUCCCAGGCGGGUGGAUUAACCACAACUACGUACAAUUAGGGUACCAGAUUGCGGACUGUGUGGCGGGCUUCUCCUACUCUUUCGUUUUAACGUGCGUGAUCUUGUUCGUCCUGAACCUGAUCCCAGGCCUAAGCCUGCGCGUUUCGGCCGAGAAUGAGGAGAUCGGUAUUGACGACGAUCAGUUGGGCGAGUUCGCAUACGAUUACGUCGAGCUGCAGCGCCAUACCAGCGACGUCCUCUCAGGCUCAGCUGAGGUGUCGACCCCUAACGCCGGUCGUGCAGGCUCUUCUAAGAGCAGCGAGGGGCCUGAAAAGAUGGUUUAG